AUGGGCAAGAAAGGCAAGAAGAGCCACGUUUUCGCACCUAAGAAGACCAAGUCGAAGAACGUCCCCGCUUCUAAGAGCGCGCCGGGGCCGUCGCCGUUGAUGAGCAUCGAGGAUAUCAAAGCGAUGAUCGAGGACCCGCAGGUGUUGAUGACGGCAAGUAUUGACACUAUCGCGGAGGCCCGCGCCACACUCCUUCCUAUUGGCGACUCUGCUUCGGGCUCUCAGCUGGCGGAAAGCAACCUCGAGCAGGUGUUGGAAGUUCCCGACAAUGUGUCCGAAAAGGUCCCCCUGGACGAGGCUGGUAACGAGGGAGCUAUGACGCCGGCGAUCUCUGGGAAAGUGGUAGUGCAGAAGAUGACAGAGGCACGGUCACACGACACGGGAGAGCCCUCAGCAGCGGAACAAAUAGCUGCCGUUAUGGGCCUCUCUUCUAUUACGUCUACGAAUUCACCAUCCCGAAGCCAGGAGACGUUCCUUCAUCUCAAAAAUAACAAGGAUCCAGUCGGCAAUGCCCAAGAGUCCGAAUCGAUGCAACCUCCAUCUCUGCAGCCGAACGAACAGGGCAUCGGCAGCGCCAAAGAUCAAGCAGAAGGGAACACCGCAAAUAGCCCCAAGCUCUGGCAAGGCGUCUCCAGCGAGAACCAUCUUGGUUUCAAGUUUGACUUCAGAGCGCCUCUUCCUUCGCGGCGUGUCAAAAUGGCUCGGGGCCGUUCCCGAGGCUGGAGCACCUGCAUAGAAGAUCGGACCAAAUCCCUGUUGACAAACAACUCCGCGCAUCUGUUCGAGCGGGGAGAUGGGCUCGAUGCGGUAUCCGCAAUGCCGUCACCAUCGCUGCCGACUCCCGAAACUGGAUCCUUGCCCAAUAGCCGAGUCGAACACCAGGUUGAGCCGAACGACGCUUCGCCGAAUGCUGAAGAAUCAUCCACUGGCGAGGAGGCAAUAGGCACUCUCCCAUCACCUGCUUUGACGGAUGAGCCACUACACACGCUUGAUCCGCCAAUGAGCAAGGCCCCCUUGAGCUAUUGCACCUACACUGCUCCCGCCCCGAGUCCGGUCACCCCUUCGCCCAAGAAGCAGCUCGUUGGCUGUGAAACCCCGGUACCACCGCCGAAGCCUGCCGAGAACGCUCGUCUCGACGACCACAGCACUUCUUCGCCCUUGAAGCCGACCGCUUUGAAGAAGGAAGUCCAGCCAGACGCUCGAGCGACCACAUCACUCUUAAGGCCAAGCCGCGAUACCAAUAUGGCAACCACGCCUCGAGCACGCAUCACAGCGACACCCAAGUUCCCCGCAAAGUCCGUUCUGAAACCCACGGCCGAUGCCAAAGAUGCUACAAAGUACUCGAAGCUAACUAUGGAGACUCCGUUGAAAGAUAGCGGAAAUCGGCCUCCUAUGCCAUCCUCCAACCCGCAGCGUGGACUACCAUCGUUCGCUCGGCCUACCGCAGCAUCGGCGAGUCGGAAGGAGAACAUAAAGCCCACGCCUGCCUACAACGCGCAUGGCAGCCUGAACUCUAGCCCGCAUACUACUCGCAAGCCGUCCUUAAAUGGCAUAUUCAACAAGAAGCCCACCGCGAAGUGGUCGAUACCAGCGCCCAAACCCCCGGCCCCGCCGCAUACCCCAGACACAGCCAUGAAGAACACUAGCGGUGAGACAGCUAUUAAGCCUGAUCCCAACCCGACGCGACCAAUAAACAACGUCGUCUCCGCCGACGGAAGCUCGCAGAAGCUGACCACCCGCACGUCGACAUCAACGAAGAUGGCCUCGCUGGCAGACAUGCUACCCACUCCAUCCCCCUCCCGGACCCCCACACCCUCCCAGGCAUCCCCAUCCCCAAAGACCAAAGCCCUCCAAGCCAUCAGCUUUGAGAUGGACACCACGCUGCUCGGCACGACUUCUUUCAGCGCCUUCAUCGCGAACGUAACCCCGAGCAGCGAGGACAAAGUCACUCGGGCCGCGGCUGCAAAAGCGUUUAUGCUCUGCGUCGCGCGGGAAUGCGCUCUGAAGAAGGACGAUACUGAGUCGUCGAACCAGAGCACGGACCAGCAUAUCGAUGCGGCUAUGGCGGAGCGCUGGCUCGAUCCUGUUGUGAGGCGGCGGGCGAAGCUAGGGGCGGUCUCUCUUGCGGAGUUUGAGGAGAGUUUGCGGUUUAGCCGUGGGGAAGUGGCGUAUGGAGAUCUGUGGGAGGCUUGGAAGAUGGCGGCUGCCCGGAAGGAAGAGUUGAAGCGGCCUGCGGUUGAGGUGGGCGCUACUGGGCCUGUGAAGCGUUAG
Trematosphaeria pertusa is the source of this 2271-nucleotide messenger RNA. RefSeq lists its product as uncharacterized. The transcript has a single exon. NCBI's taxonomy places the organism in Eukaryota, Fungi, Ascomycota, Dothideomycetes, Pleosporales, Trematosphaeriaceae. The record is from RefSeq and is a predicted model, not a curated record. Bases 1 to 2271 code for a protein of 756 amino acids.